UUUUACGGAGGGCAAAUUCGGCAUCACCCAAUAGGUCCACUAACCACAUAAACUAACCAGGAGUAAGUACAAAGGUACUAGUUUAUCUGACAGUAGCUAACUGGGAGAAAGUACCACACGAGUGACUGCAGCACGCCAUCCUGUGGACAGAAAUGAACCGUAGUACUGAAGAGUCAACAGGUCUUGACCCAGCCGUGCUGAGAGGCCAACUCUUCGAGCUAUGGAACCGGAAAGAUCUGCAGACGCUACAUUUGGCAGCUGUCCAGGGAUUUUCGAAGCUGUCUGAGCCUCUGGAGGCCUUACUAACAAUCCUGGAAGGCUGUCCAGGCAAACAGAAGGGUCGGAGCCACACCCUCGGCUAUCACAUCCUCAUGGAAUUCCAGACGUGGAUGAAGGAACAUCCUCAGGUGACCCUGAAUUCACUCUCAGAGCAGCAAGCCCUGGAACUCCAGCACCGUGCUCUGAGCUUAGUAACAGAUUGCCAGCCCACCUUUGUAGAGAGCCUUAUAAACAUCUACCACCUCGGCUCUGUGGACCCGGCCAUACUCCGACUACACAUUGUAAGGUUACAGGCCCUCAACUGCUACAAAGAGGCAGCAGUGCUUGGUAUAAAGCUUAAAUUACAGAAGGAGCUGAAUAUGGAGGAGGUGUGUGUGCCGUUAAUCCUACAGGACAAACUGCCACUGGCAGAGUCCUUUGUCACAGGCCACAAUCAUCUAGAACAACGACUCGUCACACUGCUCGACUCCUGGUGCCACCCCAACUUCAGUGUAGAAGAGAUAAGCAAGCAGUUCCCUCGCCUCACUCUGUCCAAACACUGUAUGAGCCAGAUCCAGCCCAAGAUGCUCACCAAACACAUCUUACGACUCGUGGAGAAAUUCAACAUUGACCAAGGACUGUGUCCCAAUGCUCUUCAUAAGAGGAGACUGGACUCUUUACGAUUCCUCAUGUACAAGAGGUUUGUGGAGAAAAGCAUGACAGAGGAGAACUGGAGUGACCACGUACAGUAUGUAGUGGCAGAUGACCUCGAGCUGCAGAUAAACUUGGUGGAGAUGUUGGUGAAGUACAGUGGUCUCCAGAAAGCCUCUCAGUGGUCACUGAGAUACAACAUUCCCAGACACCGACUUCCCUGUGGGGUAUGGGAAACACAACAGAGUCUACCUCCUGCUUUACAACAUAUAUGUCUGAGUGAUUCAGCAAAAAAUGAGAAUUGGACGCCAUCUAAGUCUCACUGUCAGAAGUUCUACCAGGCGCCACUCACCAGAGACAAGGUUCACUUUGUGGACACGCCAGAAGCUCUCCAGAGAUGUCAAGACAUUGUGCUCAAGGAAGGUGGUGUAGUAGGAGUUGACAUGGAGUGGCAACCUACAUUUGGCUGCAUCUCAACCCAGCGAGUUGCCCUGAUACAGCUUGCAGUUCUUGACCAGGUGUUCUUAUUGGACCUCUGUGCAAACGGAUUCUGUCAACACCCAGAUACUGUCAGUUUCAUCAGGAGCUUUUUCUCCAAAAGAAACGUCCUUAAACUGGGGUAUGGUAUGACAGGGGAUCUUAAGUGUCUCUUUGCCACCUGGCACCAGUUUUUAGAGGAGCCACUGAAGAUGGAGGGGGUGCUUGAUCUUCUGAAUAUCCACCAAAAGAUCCAGCGUGGUAAAGUCAACAGGACUCAAAACGGCCCUAAAGAGGUUCUGGUUGGAGAAGACUCUGCAGAGAAAGGCCUCAGUUUACUGGUACAACAGGUCCUGGGAAAGCCCCUGGACAAGACAGAACAGAUGUCCAACUGGGAAAAACGUCCACUGCGCAUCAGCCAAAUUAGAUAUGCAGUGGCAGAUGCCUACUGUUUGCUGGACCUGUACUCUGCCCUCUCCAGCAACCCAGCACGCUUUGGGCUGCCAGCUGACCUGCGCAGCAUCUCUUCAAGCCAAUCAGAGAAGAGCGCAGACAAGACGCAGAAGGGGAAACAGACCAAGCAGAAGAAACAGACCCUUGGCAAAGAGGAAUGUCAGGGGGCUCAAAGGGUCAGUCCCCCUCGCCCCGACACAGAGAAAAGCCUCCUGUGUGGCGAGAAACCCUCAGAAGAUUCCCCCACGCUGCCCCCCCAGCAGUUGCGGGUGGUGUGUGACAACAUGCUGCAGGGACUUGGGAGGUACCUGCGCUGUUUAGGAGUCGACGUGGUCAUGCUGGAGAACACUGAUGAUCACAGAGUAGCAGCAAAGUUAGCACAAGCUGAAGGCCGUGUCAUACUCACAUGUGGACAACCGUUCCAAAGUUUGCGUUCCCAGGUGGGUGAGGGUCGCUGUCUGUCCCUAGACUGUUCAGAAAAGGCCAGAGACCAGGCCGUUCGGGUCCUCAAACACUUCAAUGUCCAGCCCACGCCCAGUGAUAUAUUCAGCCGCUGCCAGGCAUGUAACAGUGAUCAGUAUGUGGCAGUGCCCAGAGAGGACAUGUCCAGGAUGCUUAAACAGAAAGGAUUCCUGCAGGACCAGGACAACACUGACCACACACAACAGAGGUCCCAUCGACAGGAAGAGGAGAAGCGCGAUGACAUCUUGACCCCCUGUGCGACCCCUGAACUUCCCAGGUAUGCCCUUCAGUGUCGCUGGGCCCCCCUUUCAGGGCUGGACCCCGACACCCUGACCUUUCCCGGGGGGGCACCCAUACAGCUCCAUACCGUGCCCCCCACCCUCCUGCCGAGAAUACCGCUCUUCUAUGUCUGCACCAGAUGUGGCAAGGUGUUCUGGGAGGGCUCUCACUUCGGCCGCGUCCUCUCCAUGUUUCAGGAGGUUUUACACAUAACAGACGAGGACAGUGAAUCAGUUGCAGGGCCUGUUACAGCAGCGCAACAGAACUGACUGACGUAGAGCUCCUACAGUUUACGUAAACCAAAAAACAAACAGAAUUACAUUUUACACAUGUAGCAUCCAGCGGACUGAUGACUGAAAAACUGCCUCAUAACAGUCGGUCUGUUUCUCCUUUUUCUAAUUGACUUGAUAACAUAAUAAAAGACAAGUGACAAGUGAGAAGCUUCAACAGCAACAUCACGUUUGUGUUGAUCAGUUUUAAAUCUUUUAAAACUUAUUUUAAUUUCAAUGAACCAAAGACAGGUCAUGGUCAUGUCUUGACUUCCUCAUUUUUUGUUGUUGAUUGUAUUCAUCAUUACACCAUGGCACUUUUAUGGUGAUUGAUGGUUUGGGUCGUAUUGACAUCAUUUGAGUUACAAUACAUUAAUUCCUCAAGAAAACUUUCAUUUUUAGGAAUUAUAUCUUCAAACUAUAAAGCACAUUGACAGUACAUGUACUUGUGCAGUACGUGGUUUGAUGUUAAGUUUUAUCAAUAAUUUCUAUGACAUUCUAUUUGAUGGACUUAAAAUCCACAGUUAAAUGACGACGGGUUCUGCGUUUUUAGCAGUCUGUGAUACUGUACACUUUGAUUCUCUGUGUUUACAUGUAUAUAAUUUCUAAUUAUUCAAUGGUAGCUGAAUAUGUGUUAAUAAAUAGAGUCUUUGUUUCAUUUAUCUUUUA
Molecule: messenger RNA, 3518 nt
Organism: Lates calcarifer (barramundi perch)
Lineage: Eukaryota; Metazoa; Chordata; Actinopteri; Centropomidae
Gene: exd3
Product: exonuclease 3'-5' domain containing 3
Biological process (GO): nucleobase-containing compound metabolic process
Molecular function (GO): nucleic acid binding; 3'-5' exonuclease activity
Source: RefSeq, a predicted model, not a curated record